Messenger RNA from Teleopsis dalmanni, 1140 nucleotides. RefSeq lists its product as uncharacterized. The record is from RefSeq and is a predicted model, not a curated record. NCBI's taxonomy places the organism in Eukaryota, Metazoa, Arthropoda, Insecta, Diptera, Diopsidae. The coding region runs from base 371 to 958 and encodes 195 amino acids. The transcript is spliced from 3 exons.
UGGCGCUCGUAUCUUUGUUAUUAUAAAUAAAGCGGAAGCAAUACGAGUCUAAUUUCUUGUGAAAAAUAUUGUGAUAGACAAUAAAUAAAACUAAAGCCGCAAAUAUUUCUAUACUCUAUACUUAAAAUGCAAUAAUUUUUAUGUUUAUGUUAAAAACUUCAGUUUUCAUAACAAAGUACAAAUGUGCUUGAAAUGCAGUUUUGUACUAAACCAAAAUUUAGUUAACAGUUUUAUUUGAAAUAACUGCUAAGCAAACGCAAGCGAAGUUAUUGCAGUAAACUAGGCUUUAUGAAAAUAAAGUAUAUAAUAACAGAUUUUGAAUACAAAAUUUUUCUUUAAAUUUUUUAUAAUCAUUCAAUUUAUAUCAGCGAUGAGUUUCUGGAAGCCUAUUACUGAUUUUGAAAAAGAAGUUGUGAACGCACAACCGGGUCGGAAUUUCAUAUUUGGGUCCAUAAUGCCAAAAACCAUUUCAAAACAACAUGAAAUUCAGGGGAAGAAACCAUCUUUGAGUUUGUACGAUAAGCAAACACAAAAACUAGCUGCUAUUACAGCUACUGAAAAAAUGACAAAACUAAAGCCUUUGGGUGAAAGAUGCAGAUUAGACGAUUGGAAUAAUGAUGAUAAUGUAGAAAAGGAAAUAAAAUGUAUGGUACAACAUGUUAAAGAAGCUGAAAGAAAAAAAAAUGUUGCAGCUCAAACCAAAAAUAAAACAAAAUCAUUCAAUGAUUUCAAAACACCCGAAACGUCUCACCUUUCUUCUAAAUCUUCUGUCAGUGGUGCAAUAAACAAAAAUAUUCAAAAUAAGAAAGAAGGCGUUUCUGGAAAAUUAUAUACUUUUCUGGAUGACGACUAUUUCAAGUUUCGUGCUCCGAUACCUUCUAUUACUACUAUAAACUUGGACAAAUCCAAGCCAUCUGGUGACAAUAAAUUGCGUGAUGUGUCAGAAGAACACGUUUAGAGUGGUAAUAAGAACGAUGAGAGCUAAAAGGGUAAAUGCAAUGAUAUAUCAAAUACCAGAUUUACACACUGAAGACAAAAAUGCUAUAAUCCUGCCUCUUUUACAUCAGAAGUGAGAAUAUAAAAUGAAAUAUAUUUCAAAUUUAAAUAAAAAUUAUUUUUUUAAAAUGUACAAAAUGAAAA